AUGCUGCGGCACACGUACGCGCACGCGGUCUACCCAGUCACCGGCUACAAGUUUGGGCAGAAAGGGGCCAAGCCGGAUAAGGAUGGGAGCGCAGCUGACCGCAUGGCGCGGCUCAAAGCAAAGUAUGAGCGCGAGGGGCUCAGGCGGUCGGUAGACGCUGUCAUCGUGGUGCAGCAGCAUGGGCACCCACACGUGCUGCUCUUGCAGCUCGGUAAUAGCAACUUCUUUAAGCUGCCUGGAGGCAAGCUCAAACCGGGAGAGGAUGAGGUGGAGGGGCUCAAGCGCAAACUGGUCACGUACCUGUCACCCGAGGACCCCGUGCUGCAGAUGCCCUGGGAGAUUGGAGAGUGCAUUGGCAACUGGUGGCGGCCAAACUUUGACACGGUUUUCUACCCGUACGUUCCGCCCCACAUCACGCGGCCAAAGGAGUUGAAGCGGCUCUUCGUGGUCCCCCUGCUGGAACGCAGCUGCUUCGCGGUCCCGAAGAACUUCAAGCUGGUUGCCGUGCCGCUGUUCGAGCUGUACGACAACGCGCCGCGCUUCGGGCCCGUCAUGGCUGGCAUACCCCAGAUGCUCUGCAGGCUGCGGCUCAACAUCGUGGGCGGAGCGGCGGCAGCCAAGCAGGCAGCAGCACCCCAGCAGCCACAGCAGCCGCAGCAGCAACCAUCGCUGCAGCAGCAGCAACAGCAGCAGCAGCAGCAUUACGCGGCUGUUGGCGGUGGUGGUGGGGGCACACAGUACAUGGAGACGGGUUGA
Monoraphidium neglectum is the source of this 756-nucleotide messenger RNA. Its product is annotated as Cleavage and polyadenylation specificity factor subunit 5. Bases 1 to 756 code for a protein of 251 amino acids. NCBI's taxonomy places the organism in Eukaryota, Viridiplantae, Chlorophyta, Chlorophyceae, Sphaeropleales, Selenastraceae. Gene Ontology annotation, cellular component: mRNA cleavage factor complex. The record is from RefSeq and is a predicted model, not a curated record. Gene Ontology annotation, molecular function: mRNA binding. The transcript is spliced from 7 exons.